This is a messenger RNA of Psammomys obesus (fat sand rat), 7056 nucleotides long. RefSeq names its product chloride voltage-gated channel 4 (gene Clcn4). Gene Ontology annotation, biological process: transmembrane transport; chloride transport. Gene Ontology annotation, molecular function: voltage-gated chloride channel activity. The record is from RefSeq and is a predicted model, not a curated record. Gene Ontology annotation, cellular component: Golgi apparatus; synaptic vesicle; early endosome. The coding region runs from base 479 to 2803 and encodes 774 amino acids. NCBI's taxonomy places the organism in Eukaryota, Metazoa, Chordata, Mammalia, Rodentia, Muridae. The transcript has 13 exons.
CAGGGAGCACCAGCCUCCGGAGGUGGGGCUUCCUGUACUGCAGAAAUAGGGUUCUCUGCGGAUACUUUUCCACCGUGGGUAGAAGGCCGACCACAUUGCAAAGCCUAUCUUCCAGAGCUGACCAGGAGGGAAGGGGUGGGUUGAGUGGCUGAGCUGAACACGUGAUACUGCCAGACUGUCCUGGGCCCUCUGUGAGCCUGAGGCUGAAAUCGACGUUUGCCUCUGGCAGGAAAAUGAACUUGUCAGUUUCUGUGUACUUCAGACCUUCAACCCAAAGGAUCCAGAAAUGACAGUAACAAUUUGGCUUAGUAUCUCAAGAACCUCAGAGCUAUAAAGACCCUGCUCCCAGCACCAGGACUACAAAGACGUCACGUGGCAGAGUGGAGCCCGCCUCCUGAUGACGUCACAGUGCUAGCAGCAGACGUACUGAAGAAAGGAUGCCCUAGGAUGCUGUCCAGGUGGACGGCCUCGCUGCAAGAUGCGGCACUGCAGGUGGACUUCUCUUCCAGGAGUAACUAGCAUGGUCAGUGCAGGAGAUAUGAGUACAUCUGGGAACCUAAUGGACUUCCUUGAUGAGCCCUUCCCUGAUGUGGGGACCUAUGAGGACUUCCACACCAUAGAUUGGCUGAGGGAAAAGUCUCGGGACACUGACAGACACAGAAAGAUAACCAGCAAAAGUAAGGAGUCGAUCUGGGAGUUCAUUAAGAGCCUUCUGGAUGCAUGGUCAGGAUGGGUAGUGAUGCUACUAAUUGGGUUGCUGGCAGGUACCUUGGCUGGAGUCAUUGAUCUCGCUGUUGACUGGAUGACAGACCUGAAGGAGGGGGUCUGUCUGUCUGCCUUCUGGUAUAGCCAUGAGCAGUGUUGCUGGACCUCCAAUGAGACCACUUUCGAGGAUAGGGACAAGUGUCCCCUGUGGCAGAAGUGGUCAGAGCUUCUCCUGAGCCAGUCAGAGGGUGCCAGUGCUUAUAUUCUGAAUUACUUAAUGUACAUUCUGUGGGCAUUGCUGUUUGCAUUUCUCGCUGUCUCCCUGGUACGUGUGUUUGCACCAUAUGCCUGUGGCUCUGGCAUACCUGAGAUAAAGACUAUUUUAAGUGGCUUCAUAAUCAGAGGCUACUUGGGGAAAUGGACCCUGCUAAUCAAGACUGUCACCCUGGUACUGGUUGUGUCCUCCGGCCUGAGCCUUGGGAAAGAGGGGCCACUGGUGCAUGUGGCUUGUUGCUGUGGCAAUUUCUUCAGCAGCCUUUUCUCAAAGUAUAGCAAGAAUGAGGGCAAGAGGCGUGAGGUGCUUUCAGCUGCAGCUGCAGCUGGUGUCUCUGUGGCCUUCGGUGCUCCUAUAGGAGGUGUGCUCUUCAGUCUAGAGGAGGUCAGUUACUACUUUCCUCUGAAAACCUUGUGGAGGUCAUUUUUUGCAGCCCUGGUGGCAGCCUUCACACUGCGUUCCAUCAACCCCUUUGGAAAUAGUCGCCUGGUUCUUUUUUACGUGGAGUAUCAUACACCCUGGUACAUGGCUGAACUCUUCCCCUUCAUCCUACUUGGAGUCUUUGGGGGUUUGUGGGGAACCCUCUUUACACGCUGCAACAUUGCCUGGUGCAGGAGGCGUAAAACCACCAGGUUGGGGAAGUACCCAGUGUUGGAGGUCAUUGUGGUGACAGCCAUCACAGCCAUCAUUGCCUAUCCCAAUCCAUACACUCGUCAGAGUACCAGUGAGCUCAUCUCUGAGCUGUUCAAUGACUGUGGGGCUCUUGAGUCCUCUCAGCUCUGUGACUACAUCAAUGACCCCAACAUGACUCGGCCUGUGGAUGACAUUCCGGACCGGCCAGCUGGGGUUGGGGUUUAUACAGCCAUGUGGCAGCUGGCUUUGGCAUUGAUCUUCAAAAUAGUCAUUACUAUAUUUACCUUUGGCAUGAAGAUUCCCUCAGGCCUCUUCAUCCCCAGCAUGGCCGUAGGAGCCAUGGCAGGCCGGAUGGUGGGAAUUGGUGUGGAGCAGCUGGCCUACCAUCACCAUGACUGGAUCAUCUUCAGGAACUGGUGCAGGCCUGGAGCGGACUGUGUCACACCAGGACUCUAUGCAAUGGUGGGAGCUGCAGCCUGUCUAGGUGGAGUAACUAGGAUGACAGUGUCACUGGUGGUCAUCAUGUUUGAAUUGACUGGAGGUCUGGAGUAUAUUGUACCCCUGAUGGCAGCGGCUGUCACCAGCAAGUGGGUGGCUGAUGCCUUUGGGAAAGAGGGAAUUUAUGAAGCCCACAUCCAUCUGAAUGGUUACCCAUUUCUGGAUGUGAAGGAUGAGUUCACCCACCGUACCCUGGCCACUGAUGUGAUGCGGCCCCGGAGGGGAGAACCAUCAUUGUCGGUAUUAACCCAGGACAGCAUGACUGUGGAGGAUGUGGAAACACUCAUCAAGGAGACAGACUACAAUGGCUUUCCUGUAGUGGUCUCCAGAGACUCGGAGCGCCUUAUUGGCUUUGCCCAGCGGCGGGAGCUGAUCUUGGCUAUAAAAAAUGCCAGACAGAGACAGGAGGGUAUUGUGAGCAAUUCCAUCAUGUACUUCACAGAGGAGCCCCCUGAGCUGCCAGCCAACAGCCCGCAUCCACUGAAGCUGAGACGCAUUCUGAACCUGAGCCCUUUCACUGUCACAGACCACACCCCCAUGGAGACAGUGGUGGACAUCUUUCGGAAACUGGGGCUCCGGCAAUGCCUCGUGACACGGAGUGGGAGACUUCUUGGGAUCAUCACAAAAAAGGAUGUUCUGAGACACAUGGCCCAGAUGGCAAACCAGGACCCUGAAUCCAUCAUGUUUAAUUAGCAAUAAAGUGGCAAUUAUUUUGAAAAGACCAAUAACUAUAUAAUUUUUAAGGAAAUAAUCAAAUGAUACAUUAUGAUCCUAAUGAAAAAAACAUAUGCUGAAAGCCUUUUUUGAAAGUAGGGGGAGAAGAAUAAAACAUUUUUUAAAUGGCCAAACCAUAAAUUAGUAGGCAUUUUAUAGCUUUAACCUCUUACAAGUUCCAAGCUGUAUUUCUUAAUAAAUUUACUAACUGCUUUGGAGGCACGUGGGAGGGUGUAAAUGGCAUGAGUUAUAUGAAGACAUGAAACACAAGAAACUUUUAUGCCUUUGCUCAAGGUUGAUAUUUGUAAUUUUGGAGGAAAUGUGAAGCUUUGCAUCCAAAAGAGAAAAAGGGGGAUCAGCAUGAUACUGUUUAUAUACUGGUUCCUAAAAAUUUGUUAUUAUGUUAAGGAAUCAUACUGAAGAUAUUGUGCUUACUUUGUUGGAAAAGAAAAGAAAAUUAAAGUUGGAUACAGUGAAAGCUACAAGAAGACCCAGAUGGGUGAUCUACUUGUGGCCAUCUCAUUUCGUGCUUUUGUUCUCAAGUCCAUUGUUUUACUUCUUUAUCAGUCUGAACCAGUAUCAGUGGUACCCACUAUAGUGAGCAUGAAGAAACCCCAUCUAUAUAGAAGACCGAUCAUUUGAGACUGGACAGUGAACUUUGGAUCACAGAGUGCUAUGCGGAUGGUUCUCUUAUGAAAGGGACAUAUUUUUAUUUUGAGGGGACACCUGCCUCAUCACUGAUUUGUAACAUAAAAGCAUCAGCUUCUUUAUAUAGUUACUUGUGCAUUUGAUGUAUUGAUUGAUCAAUCCAGCACUUUCCAUGGAUUAUUGAUUGUGCGCUCCCAGAUUGUUGUAGUACAUUUUCGUUUCCAAGUAGCAUGUGCAAUACUCAAAAAACAAAACAAGACAAAACAAACAAGCAAACAAAAAAAACAUCUACCCAAUGUUUCUACUUAACCUUCUUCUCGGGUCUAUCAGAUAGAGCCAUGAUGAGAGUGAGGCAUAUAAGUUCUCAGUGUGAACUCUUCCAAAUGGAUUAUGAGAGAAAUUGUAAUUGUUUCUAAAUUUGUUCCAUUCUCUUCUCUGUAUGAUAUAAAAUGUCCAGUUUUAAUUCUGAAACAUGCAUUUUCAAACUAGCACUCACAGCACAGGACAAAGUUACAUUUUAUAUGGCCAAUUGGAGCAUUGUGUCUCUGUAUUUCAACUUAAUGAUACUGUUAUUCUUUUAGUUUUGUACUUCUGUCUUUUCUGCAGGAAAGAAUUAAUGUUUCAUGUCCAUUUCAUGAUCUGUGUGAGAUUUAUGUCAUUUCACUUCAUUUGGCCAUUUUCACUGAGUAAUCAUCAUUCUUUUCAAUCUUCUUGUCUUUGGAUGUUGAUAUAUCAGGUACAUGUGUGCUUGAUUGUAUGUAACAGAAAACCCAACUGACUGUGAGUCUAAGUAAAAAACCUGGGAAAAGGUCACUCCAGGACUGUCCCCACACUAUUGCCAGGAUUCCAAAUUCUUCUGGUAUUUCAUUUUUCACUUUUCUUAUCCCCUGUCAUUUGGCUUAGAACCUCAUACAUGUAAAAAUAUUGCCCAGGUGCCAGGUGUGACGUUGACAUUCUGUGUGGAAAGAGGGAGGUCAAGAGAGGAGUAACAAUUGGCUGGAAUUCUGUCACAUGCCCCAUCCUCCUAGAUGUCAGUGAGUACAGGAAGGGUAUCUUAGCUAGACAUAUUUCUGAAUGAAAUUUAGAUUCUGUUAAUAAGGAAGGGGGCUUGGCUUUGGUGAAGGGAAUGUGUUUGUCAUAUUAAAGCCCAACAUCAUGUUCGUACCAUUAUCUUUGUUGUUUUUUACUCUCUCAUCCUUAACAACCCUUCCAAACAUCCCUCCCAACAUUCUUAUAGCAUUUUGGCAUCUUACCCUUUCUUUCACAUUUAAGAAUCCAUUUAUCAGGCCUAGUAAGAAAUUUAAUUUUGAAUAUAGCCUUAACUACAAAUGGGUUUCUGUGAAUCUUCUCAUUGUUACAGGAAAUACGUAUUCUGGGAAGAAAACAUUUUAAGUCAGAUCAUGCUGACAAGUGUGAAAAUUAUAGUUCUAAGUAUUUUGUUUCUGUAACUAAUUGUCUCCCUCUGAAAUAACACUAAAUAGACACAUCAGUGUGAAAAUAUCUAGGUAGUAGAGGAGAUUUUAAGCCUUGGCUAGAGAAUGAAGUUCAUUGUCUCGUUCCCAGUAUGUAAAUAUUAAGUAGUAGAUCCUAAUGUUAGGACUGUUAUUAGGUUUUGCAUGGAACAUUUGUAAAUGAAGCUGAGUUCUUCUGGACUGUAAAUUCUAAGUGUGAAAGAUUACUUCAUGUGGUUCUCUUCUUUUGCCCAGGUAGCUCCCCUCAGAGCUGGUCUGUAAUGGAAGGAGAGUAUUAGUUAUAACCUGGUCUUCUAUAAUCCCUGAGUCCCCAAGCCCUGUUUUUCGUUGUUGUUGUUUGUUUUUUCUUGUGUUUGUAUGUGUGUGCAUGAAAUAGUUUAAAAACAAUGCAUGGCAAUGGAAGCAAUAGCCAAAGGACAGCAAAACCACAUAAUUUCCCUCUAAUCCAUCAAAAUUCAUGGAGGAUGAUAAGGGGAUAACUUUACUCUAGACCAAAGUUUUCAGGAAAAUCUGAAAGCAUUGUGUCUUUCUACAUGUGCUUACCAUGGAGAUGCUGAGAAGUCAUGGAAAUAAUUGAAAGUGUUAGUAGACUGAAAUAAGCCAGUCUCCUUUUCAUUAGCAAAUUUAUACUCUAAUGUGGGGUUAAGGAGCAAAGUUGUGGUCAGACAGGCAGGUUAAGGUCAAGUAUGGGGAGUGUGCUGUGGAGACUCCAGGGAGUCCAUCUCCUCAUGAUGUUUUUUUUGUUUUUGUUUGUUUGUUUGUUGUUUUUUUUUGCCAUUGAAUAAGCUCCCAGGUGAACACACUGCCCUGUUCUUUGUCACUCUUAUGAAAGCACCCAGAUAGGAACUCUGAGUGAGGGUAUUUGCUGUAUGCCAGUAUAAAGCUUGGUGUGAUAAGAACUGCAACAAGGAGGAGAAAUAAACAGCUUUUCCAAUAAUGCUCCUCCUGCUUUCCAGAACCAAAAUGUUCAGGCAUCUGUAAAAUUUUCUGGAGUCUUUCUGAUUCCAUUCUUAAUACUAAAGCAAAACAAUAGAAAACGUACAAUAAAGCCAAUGUGUUUUCUACUGAGGCACACCACCGGUUUCUUGUACUCCCUCUCUGUUACUAAGAAAAUGGUUAUAAAACACCAAAGAAUGGCUACCCCCAAAAGACAUGUGGAUUUAUUCCUGGUGUGUUUCAGUGUGUCUCAGGGGAAUGCAGAUGUUCCUGUGGCUUUUAGGGACAGGCAAAUGUGCCAGAAGGAAAUUUUCAAGUAUUCAGCCCUCACUGUUCCCAAAAACAGUUCUCUACUCAGCACUUCCCAAAGGCCUUUCCAAGGAGAGUAUGUAAACAGAUACAUUUUGAACCCAAUAAAGCACAGAAACUGGAAAUUUGAGAAUAAUUUGUUACAUUUAGGUGAGAAUGAUUUACUUUAAGUUAUCAUAUGAAUACUCUGAUCAGUAUUCAUUAUCACAUGCUGUGCUGGAGAUGAGAAACUAACAAAGGAGAACAAUGGAAUCCCCACAUAAUCACAAUAUUCUACCUUUUGGAUUUAGGCAGUGGUAUAUCAGAUUCUGCUUCUAACCUUUGAAAUGAUUUACAUGAGUGCAGAGCCAGCAUAUCUGACUUGGGAAACAUUACUCAGAUUUCAGUUUGCCAGCAUGGUAAUAACUAUUUGCCAUACUAUGUGAGCUGGGAAUGAGCCCGUGUGUGAGUUUUACGGAAUAUAUUUGUUAUUAUUUUUAAAAAUUGAUGCACACAACAGAUAUUAUAUGAAAGAGGUUUAUUGGAUAGAGAUGAAGAGAUAGAGGGAAAGACAGAGUGAGACAUGAUUGGGGGAGGGGGAUCGCUAAUGGAGAGAGAGAAUAGAGUAGAAGAGAGAUUUAAGUACAAGACACAGCAAGAGAGAGGUAAGGGGCAGGGGUCCUUUUAUCCUAGGCGCCUGUGGGCAACGACCAAUGAUGACAUCAUAGAUUAUGAGGCAACCAAGAAGCUGGCUGCCUAAAUGCUAAUAAUACUCACAUUUAGUUUUGCCACAACCACAUAGUAAUGUGUUGUUGUUUUUUUUAAAUAAAAAACUGUAAGACUGUGUAAACAUUUGUACCUUAUUAAAAAUGAAAUGUUUGAACUCUA